Molecule: messenger RNA, 5512 nt
Organism: Lytechinus pictus (painted urchin)
Lineage: Eukaryota; Metazoa; Echinodermata; Echinoidea; Temnopleuroida; Toxopneustidae
Exons: 2
Coding region: 1280-2680 (466 amino acids)
Molecular function (GO): protein binding
Source: RefSeq, a predicted model, not a curated record
AUAGACACCAGUAUGUAGAAUACCUUAAAAAACGUACUUAGUUUUAGAUUAAUAUUGCUUUUUGGAAAUCAUUUGAAGCAAUGACAAAUUUUUUAAAAACUAGAAAAAUUCUAGUUUUCUACGUGACUUGAACGAAGCCGGCGGUGUGAGCCUUUGUUCGUUUGUCAACAAACGGUCCACCAAAGUCUAUACAAUGAAAAAACUGGACAUUUUGCAGAACGCUUUGCAUUGAUUUGCGUGUAAAAUAGUUUAAGUGCCUAUUGUUUCCCUGUAGUGUCUUUGAUAUGAAUAUAAAUCACGCGCCCUCUUAAAAGGCAAAAAAUUCAGAAUCCGCGAGUGACCUCUAACACCCGUCAACGAGAAGAAAAAAACUGCUUUGAAAUUUCUCCAAUUGACGAAUGUUUGGGAAAAGUGGCUUCAUAUUGUUCGGUAAGUCUCGUACCACAAUUUGAUUUGAUUAAAAAAUUAUUAAUCUUUGCGCAAUUUCGUGCAAUCCCAUGGAAGUGUUGCAUGCGUUGUGCCUGUGAUUUUCCUGUGCACGGUGGCAUGUAAUGAUCAUAUGGAUGAGUUCUUCCUGCAGACAAGUUUCCAGGUCUAUCUUGUUGUCUUCCUGGCUUGGAUAAAUUCCGAAACUGACAUAGUUCGUACAGUUUCUGUAAAUUACAUUACAAAAGUGACUUGGUUAUUGAAAACUCUUGAAAAGGGUAGGUUUUUAGUUAGGUUUUUGAUAACCACUUUCAGUUACAAGAAGCUGCUUUCAUUACUAAUGCAGAAUUUUACCUUUCUUUCAUGGAGACCUCUAUUCCAUAUUUAUAUAAAAGCCCUUUGGGAAAAACAUCAAAGGAGAAAACCACAAAUUCCUGCUAAUAUUAAUAACUUGCACAAAAAUUAGUGAGAGAGUUGAUUUAUUUUUUCAAAAGUCAUUACUUUCUGUUCCUUUGUCUUGUUUUUUUAAUUUCACAGAAAAACUUCAGUUUUGUUCCCCCUUAUUUUUCUUCUUUCAAACAACCAAGGUUUGAUUCCCCUCAAUGAAAUGGUUUGAUCUCAACUUUCUGUUGUAAUUUGUAAUUUUAAUUUUAUAUUUCAGUCAAGAUGACAAGUUCUCAUUAUUGAUCUGCAAAGCAAGGUGCUUAUGGCUCAUGGAAAGUCCAUGUCAUUUGGAUUAUAAUGAUAGCAAGACUUGGAAGAACAAAGGGCCGUUAAGGCUUCAUAUUUCAAAGGAUGAAGCUGAUAUUAAUACUUUAUAGAACAAUGUGAUAAUAAAGGAAAGGAGAUCACCAUGAUUCUGAUGACAAGUAAAGAACUGAUCAUCCAGCUUCAGAUAUUUCUUGCCUUUAUUCUGAUAAUGGAUGUCAUCAAGCUGUCGUGUGGAGUACCUCAGUCUCCAGCUUGGAAGAAGAUCUCCAGUAAAAUCUUGCUGACAGGUAGUUAUCAGGAAAUACUGCUGCCUCACUCAGAUGCAGCUGUUUGGCUAGAUUCCACUACAGGAUGGGUAUGGCUAUUUGGAGGACAAACUGCACAGAAUAACAAGACUUCUACUCUUGAUCAGCUCUGGAAAUUAGAUCUUCAAACAAUGAACUGGAUCCUGAUCCACAAGGAUGGAAAGAAAUGGCCUUCAAAGAGACAUCAGGCAGUUUUGUGUUCGAGAGGAAGAGCCCUUGUUCUUGCUGGGGGGAUACUGACAUCUGGCUCCUGGAGCCCGGAUGUGUGGAAGUAUGACACUGACACAGGGAUAUGGGAGAUUGAAGUUGGGUAUGAACAUUUGCUAAGUAAUGUAACAAGAUUCUGGUGCUCUGGUCAGGACCUGUAUGGCUUCGUGCAGGAUGAGUCUUAUACCACAUUGUUACAGUAUCACUGGGACCAUAAGAGCUGGACAAAGAUUCCGACCAGAGUUGGCACAAAGAAAGCUAUGUCAGAACUCGAACCAGACCUAAGGAACAUUUCUAUCUAUCCACUGUGGCCUUCAGAAAGAGGGUUUAUAAUUCUUUAUGCACCUGCUGAUGGUAGUAAGUUCAAAUUCAACUCUGAUAGAUUAGAGCUGAUAGGCUCACAAUGUAUUCUUUGGUUACUUGAUAAGGAUAUUCAAUGGACACCACUGCUCUCUGACUGCAACACCGAUGGUAAAUGCCUGACAUCAUUAUCACCUCAUGAAAAGACACAGAUUCUACAUGUUGAUGUGCCACCAUGCCGUACACAUGCUGGUACAUGGAUUGACAGUGAUGGUAAUGUAUGGAUGCAUGGCGGUAGGUCUGACACAGAACUACUGCGAGACACAUGGAUGUAUGACCUAAAAUCCAAAUCAUGGACACAGCUUAAAAGUCCUUGCCUCACAGGAACAUGUCAGGAACCUGAUGUUUACAUAGAUCCUAUUACUUGGACUUAUAAUGACACACUCUUUCUCUUUGAUGGUCAACAUGUCCAGACAUCCUCAAACACGACAUCUCUUGCAGGUAUCUGGACAUUGAACAUAUCAAACUUUCUGCAACAUUCCAUGCUAGCUGUGCCUCCUAUUGGUGUAUUUCUUAUCUCUUUGAGCGUUACCUUCAUUGUCUCGUUGGGAACUUGCGUGAUCAUAAUCCUUGUGAAGUGUUCGUCAACAACAGCUCCAAGGAUCAGGCCACCUGUAAGGACUUAUGGCAAAGUGCAGUAUUCACCUGUCAGCUCUACUGAUGGGCCGUAAAGAAAGAAUUAUCCUUGAAUUAUGAUCUUUUGUUGAUAUGUAAAUGAAUAUGAAAUAAUGCCUGUGAUCAUAGCAUUCCAACAACUGUUCAAUUGAAAUUCUCUUUUUUUUCCCUAAAAAAGUUGAGUUUCUUCAUCUGACAGAAUGGUUAGGCAGCAAGCAUCUCUAGUCUUUCAACAGAAAUCAGAAUUGAAAAUUCAUGGAUGUGACUUUGAUUUUGUAACAAAUAUUCAUUGCUCUCAGAAGGAGAAAAAUGAAACAUUCCACACGAAUAAUCAUUGAACAUUACUGUCUAUAAAGGAUUUGUGUCCACCCCCCCCCCAAAAAAAAAAAAAAAAAAUUAAAGUGUGAAAAUGCAAUCAUACAGUCUGUAAAAAAAAAAAAUCAAAAUUGAAGGUUGACCAGGUAUAAUGCCUUAAUUGAUACAUUCCAUGUCAUGAUGUCCCAUAAAAAUGCAAUUUUUUUAGUUCUUGUUUCCUUAUCCAUUCUUUAUAUUUGAUUUGAAUGAACUUACUGCAAAAAUGUAUGUUUCAAGAUAAAUGAAUAUUUGUCAUUCUAACAUGUUUAAGAAUUGUUUUAUAUUUGGGUUAGGUAGGGUAAAUUGAUUCAUCAUCAACUCUUGUCUGCAAAUGAUUGUAUAAUAAUUAGUAUCAGUUUACUGUAAUAUGCUUACCAUUUUAACCAAACAUUGGUUAUAAUAAUUGCAAUAUAAUCAUGUAUAUUCAUCAUCACAAUAUUCCUGUUUAGACCAAUUUUAUGCCAAAUUGCCAUCAUGAAACAUUCCUAUAGAUCCCUGUUCUGGUAACUCACUCUUAUUCCAGAUGCAAAGAAGUGCUUUUAUUUGCACUACAUCAUUGUAUUAACAGUUGAUGUGAAAUGUGUACAAUCACCAUUCCCUGUUUCUAGCUGCCUUGUUAUUUUCUUUUAAUGCCUGCUUUAAUUUGACUUUUGACAAUGUGCAAUCAGAAUACUGUAUACAAUCUAAAGAGGAUUAGUAAAACGCUUAUUUUAUUUUCAUUUUACAAUAGUUGUAUUUAUGAACAAAGAAGCUAGAAGAGUUUUAUCAUGUAGGCCUAUUCUAUUGAUCUUACGAUUGUAGUGCAUACAUAUAUGCAGUAGAAGGUAGAACUGGGUAAUGUCUGAUUUUUUUUUCAUUACAUCGUUUCAUUUUCAUAUUUCGCAAAAGAUGUCAUAUGUUGCACAUUUUAAGACUACAAUUAGAUUAAAUAACAGAAAAAACACAAUAAAUGUGUAAAAAAUGAUAGAACUAAUUCUAAGAGUUUGGUGCAUGCAUCAAAUUGAAUAAGGGUUUCUCUCCCUUUCUUCACUUCCGAUUAUCAAAAUGUUUUUGAUUUUUCAUGUUUUUUACUUUCAAAUUACCAACAAUCAUACCAGGUGCUCCAUAUCUAACUAGGCAGUCAUAAUGUAGCCCACCUUUUCCUUUGUAACUGAAACAUGCAAUGAUUCAUUUCUUCAUAGAUGUGCAUAAAGAAUACUUCCUGUGUACAUGUAAAUUAUAAGUAAAAAUUACUUUACAAAUUCCAUGACAAGUCAAACCAUGUUUUAAAUUCAGCAAGCAGGAACAAACUUGUGUAAUUUCAUGUAAUAAUAUGCAACAGAAAAGAUGGGCUUGCCUUGAGGACAUUGUUUUAUUCACCAUUUUUGGAAGCAUCAUUCAAUUUCAAUUACAAUCCACUGCUUUUUUUUUAUAUUUUAUUUCAGAUCAAGGUUCCCCAGGGCAUCCUUUUUUCAAUUUGUUUUUUUCCACUCAUGCAUGAAUGAGGAAUCUUCUGAGUUAUAGUACACCAGGUGAGAGAGAUUCUAAACUUUACAAUGUUAGGUCAUUUGUGAUCGAGUUAUGAUAAAUCAUCAUUCUCUUUUUUCUGGUACGCAUUUUAAAAGGAACAGGACGAGAGUCUGUAGUUGAUAAGACUCUAAAUGCACAAUUUUUUUUUCAGGAAUCCUUUGUUCGGGUGAGUCUGAAAACAGGUUUCGUCAUGCAUGCUAUUCAACAAUUUUUUUUAUAUAACUAUGCAAUUGGGAUUUAAUUUUGUAUACUGCAAUUUUGUUAUCUGCUUAGACUUAGCCAUUUGAAAUAUUUGUCUUUGUGUAAAAUAGUGAAAUUUGUUCUUAAAGAGCACAGAACAGUGAAUUUGUAUUUAUAAACUGGUUGUCUCUAUGAAUAGAUUGCUGUAUUGAUGGAGAAAACUGUUAGUUGAAACCAGAUUUGUGGACUUUAUGGACAGGUGAUCACUAAAGUAGGAUUUUUAUCUAAAAUUUGAAAUACUUGAACUACUUAGAAAAGACUCAAGAUCAUGACCAUGCUCCCAUUGAACUUUUUCAAAGAGCAUUAAAAUUUGAUAAUUACCAUGUUCAUAUUACUUAAACAAGAAAUCCAAGAUGGAGUUUUAUAAAAGCUAUGCAUUAGUUUAUUCAGCUAUGCACGACUUAAUGCACAAUUGGUGACUCUCUCGUGCUAAAUUAGUCAGAUUCUCAAUCAUUUGUAUCUUCAUCAGCUUGUUAAAAUUGAUCUUUUCAAAUUAAAAUCCUUGUUAAAAACAUCUGAAUGUAGUUUGUUAUUUGUUAAAACUUGAUUAGAAUUAUAGAAAGAGCACUCACAUUAAUUUGAUUUCAAAACAUGAAAUUUUGGGUAUCUCAAUUAAUGGGUCACCAGUUGCAAAAGUCUUGCAUAACUUACAAACAGCUUUAGGAAAUGACUUGGAUUUCACCGAGUUUCCAUUAAUUGCUAACUUAUGUUGUAAGUGGUAGGUUUUAUGCAACAUGGCUUUGAAGUUCCCUAGAUGUGUUCAUAGUAAAAUCACUUUAAUUGAA